UGCGUAAGAGUUCGGUUAGUUUGAAUAUUAAAACUGAGACGAAAGUCACGGAAAAUGUCUCAAUCUGAAAGUUUGAAUAGCGAAGGUCCAGAUAUUUUUAAAUUCGAACUACUUUUACAAGAAAAAUUAAAUGAAUCAAUAUGGAAAUCGAAAGCACUGGAACAAUCGCAGCAAGAAUUAUUGAAAGUUCGUCAAGAUUUAUUGAACAAAGAGUUAAUUUUGGAAGAGAAUAAACGAACCAUCGACGAUUUGAAAGUACAGUUGUCAUCCGCUCAAAAAGUAGUCGAAAUGAAUGAGAAGGAAAAAACCAAGUACAUAAACGAACGCUUGCAACUGCAAAUCAACUGCGACGUUGCCAUGAAAGAAAGGGAAUCUUUAUUGCAUCAAGCUCACAUGGCAAAAUAUGAAAACAUGACUUUAAAAUUAGAUCUACAAAAACAAUCGGAGACAGUUACAGCUCUUGAGUCAUCAAAAAAAACGUUGGAGUCAUCUUUAAUCGAAAUCAAGGAAAGAUAUUCUAAAAUAAAUAGUUCUUUGCAAAGUAAUAUUUCAAAAUUAAAGCAAGAGCACGAAUUUUUAUUGAAAUCUGUUGAAGUUGCAGUACAUUUAAACAAACGCUUACAAACUGUAGGCCUGUGUGCUCACUCUGUUUUUCAAAAACAAAACGAAGAAAUAGCGAGAUUGCGAAAAGAGUUACUUAACAGGAAAAGUGAUUUUUGGAAGGAACAAGCUGAAACUAAUCAAAAAACCAUUGGUUGUAGAAAAAUUAAAAAUAUGGAUUUGCAGGUUACUUUAGACCAAAUAAGGAAAGAUACUGAAAAAAGUCAUGAAAUCGAUAUGGAGGUAGAAACUAUACUGAAAGAACACGAAAUUUUUUAAAUAAUAUUUAUAUAUCAUGAGAAUUUAAGAAUUGGAUUGAUGGGGUUGAUGACUUUCUUCAAAUGUGUAAGUUUGCUCAUAAAUGUGGGAAUACCAUAACAUAUAUCAUAUUUAAUAAUUAAUAGUCAUUUGUAUAUUUAGAAUAAAAUUAAACCACAUUGGAUUAUUCAAAAUGCAAAAUAGUUAAGAAUACGCGAGCUGUGAUAACAACAAGCUGAUGCUAUAAAAAUGAUUCAUAUAGGACCUCUGUACAUACUUAAAUCAACUUAAUUUUCUAAACACAAACUUUUUAAUGUAACAAAAGAAUUUAAUCUUGUACAAAAUGGAUACUUGCAAAAUUAUCCGAGCCCUCACCUGCACCUACGUAGACGUUUAAUUAACGUUUUAUUAAUAUUUUUUGUCUGAUACUCAUUGUAUGAUAGACCUAAUCAUGUUUUGAGUUUUUUGUAUUUUCAUUUAACAAAUAU
Molecule: messenger RNA, 1346 nt
Organism: Trichogramma pretiosum
Lineage: Eukaryota; Metazoa; Arthropoda; Insecta; Hymenoptera; Trichogrammatidae
Exons: 4
Coding region: 55-879 (274 amino acids)
Source: RefSeq, a predicted model, not a curated record